Molecule: messenger RNA, 2722 nt
Organism: Tachysurus vachellii
Lineage: Eukaryota; Metazoa; Chordata; Actinopteri; Siluriformes; Bagridae
Gene: odad1
Product: outer dynein arm docking complex subunit 1
Exons: 15
Coding region: 97-1791 (564 amino acids)
Biological process (GO): cilium movement; outer dynein arm assembly
Cellular component (GO): axoneme
Source: RefSeq, a predicted model, not a curated record
CAACUUUCCCUCAGGAGGCUCCUUCUACUGAUCGCAGAUCUUUUACUGUUCUGUUUUUAAACUCAAUUCUGAAGUGGUUUUAGCUCUUUGCCCGUCAUGCCUCGUGGAAGAUCAGCGAUAAGCGUCCACUCUGACUCCAGCGACAUGGACAUUGAUGCACUUGCAGAGGCAGAGAUGAGCAAGUUACAGAAGCAGUUUCGCAUCAUGGAGGGAGAUCGGCAGGCCUACAGCGUCCAGUCACAGGAGCUUAUUCGCAAACAACGUCUUGAGAUAGAAAAGCUGCGCAAGGAGCACGAGGAACUGCAGAAGAACCUGCGUGUAUCUGAGAGCCAGUCACGCAAGCAGGCUGACAGCCAUGACGCCCAGCAGCUCCGGACUCUCCUGAACCGCCGCAAUGAGCUCGAGCAGCAGCUGGAGAGAGAGAGACUCAGUCAAGCAGAGCUGGAGCGAGAGAUCCAGAGUAUUCAGAAAAAACUGGAAGUGCUGAGAAAAGGGGAUGUAGGUACCUUUCACAGUCAGAAGUCUCAAGCUCUUCACAUCCAAAAGGCCACUCGCACCCUGGAAAAUAAACUGGACCGGGCUCUCAUUCGCUUCAACCAGCAGCUGGUGAAGAACAGCCAGCUGAGAGAAGAGCUGGAGACGCUGCGUGUGGAGCGCGUCCGCUUCCAGCAGCUGCACCGCAAACUGGAAAAGGAGCUUCAGGAAAUCCGGCGGGAGAUUGGUGAUGUCAUCGGCAUGUCAACGGCAGCUUAUGAUGCCAGAAUGGAGGCCCAGACGAAGAUGACGAUGAUGAAGGAGAAGGCGGUGAAGGACCUGGCGCAGUACAACGCUGAAAUAAAGGAGCUAGAGAGGCUGAUCGCACACGAGCAGCGUCUUAAAGACUUCAUGACUAUCAAGUGCAACGAGAGCACGGGACUGGACAAUGUCCUCAGUCACAAACACGAAAUAAAGGAGCAGCAGAAGAACGACUCAGAGGUGGCAGCGGAGACUCUAGAGGAAGUUUUUCAGCGGAUCAAGAAAGUGACCGGCGAAGACGAUUUGGAAAUUCUAGUCACUAAAUUUAUCCAGGCCGAAGACAGGAACUUUGCUCUCUUUAAUUACGUGAACGAGCAAAACACACACGCAGAGACGCUGAAAGAUGAAAUCAGACAGAUCAAAGAGGAUAUGGAGAGGUUUGAGGUGGAGGAUCAGCAGCAGGAGCAGGAGCAUCACACCACCCUCAAUCAGACGAAGGAGCAGCAGCGUGACACUGAAGCUCAGGCCCUGGAGUACGAGGCCCAAGCCAAGGAAACCACAAAGAUCCUGGAUCAGAUAAAGACAGGAGUGAGCAGUUUGUUUAAUAAGCUCAAUUGCGACCGUGCGGCGGUGGAUGACCUGCUCGGUUCUUCAUCUGGAAUCAGAGACUCCAACAUCAUGACGUAUUUGAAGCUGGUGGAGCAGAAAACCAACGAGCUUCUCACUGUGCAGGCCUUCAUCAGCUCCAAGGACCGGGAGAAGUAUUAUGAUGCAAAAUUGGUGGCUCAGGUGCUGCUUGGGCAAAGUGCGGAGAUGCAGAAACAAGCUCCUGUCAUACAGCCUCCUGUCUCUGGCGAUGACUACGAUACAGAAGAGCUGCUACUCCCACAUGACGAUGAGAGACCUUUGACCCAGGAAGAACUCCGUCAGUGCAUUAUGAACAGGAUUCUUCAAAAGGAGGAAGCAUUGCAUGCUGGGAAAAGCAAAGAGGUGAGGUCUGCUAAACUCAGCGCUCUGUCCAGUCACAGACAGAAUACACACGAAUUCACACUCUGAAGACUCGACUCAACUGUCGCACGAUCUUUGUUAUUGUACCUGUGUGUUAAAAAUGCUGUGUGAAAUUAAUUACACUUCCAACUUCUCCACUUCUGAAUAGCAAACUGACAAAAGUCACAGACAUUUAAAGCAAGGUGAAUGUUCAUAAUGACAUUUUUAAUACAAUACUCUACUUCUCAGAUCUACCGAAACGACACGUUUAAUCCCUGUAGUAACAUCAUUUCCAGUAGGAAGCAGCUUUCCCUCACAUCUCGAGUUCAUGUAACCCCUGGUAUUAAGGGGUAUUGCAGUUUGGCAACCUAACAGCAGGGGGCAGUGUGUUCAUUUGGGGUCAUUUGUACCAUGUAAUCCUUAAAUGAGUUACAAGGUUUAUCCUGGGAGAUAUAAUCAUGUGCCAGGCUCUGGGGAGGAGAGAAAAAUAGGUGGGCUUAAUAUCAGUGGAAAACUUUGAAGAGUGGGCUGGGUCAAGUUCCCAGGUCAUGUGACUCCAUAUCAGCACUCACGCAACAACACAUCAAAAAGAACAACAUGGAGGCUAACGGCAGCAAGGAAGGAAGCGUUCAACACAAGAUCUUGAAUAAAUUACUUUUAUGAAAAGAAUGUUUUGAGAAUGAUAUAUGAUUAUGAUUCCCAACCUGGAAAACAUGACAGUAAAGUGUCUGUGUCCCAGAGGAAAGAAACGUUUCCCAAAUAGGUUUUAAAAAAGGAAUGAUCACAAAUGGGCAUAUCAACGAUUUUGUGUGUAAAAUGACAUUUUAGUGAUUUCAUUACAAACAUCAGCGCUGUUUAAACAUCAGCUUGUAUAUAUUUAAAAAUGCUGCACAUGGAAUACAUACAAUACACCUCGAAUGUAUUAAAAAAAUUAAUGAAUCGAUUCAUUCGCACUUACUUUUAUAAGCCAUUUAAUACGCAUUAAUUGACUGAAACACAU